AGCACAAACCCUACUGUAUGAUUUGACAGUGUAUGACUGGACUGCGGACGAAUCAAAACGCGCAUUGUUGUUAGUAGCGGGUUGCGUAAUUAUGUCAGUAUAUUCUCUACGGGGACACUUGGCACAGGCGGUUGGGUCAUUUGUGGGCUAGCCGAAAACGUGUUUUUCCUUUAUCGUGCCAUCUGUUUUUACUGCGGGUCAGACUGGACAGCCUUAUCGCCAUUCUAUUAUUCCACCAGUGCCACGAAUAAGAAAACGCCGUAAAUCAAUCCCUCUCCCAGUCGCGUCCAGUCGGCGAGAAACGUCCACCCACUUCACCGCAGUGCCAGACAAGGAGCCUCUCAAUGAUGUCAUCAUAUUAUCAUUCGGGAAAGGAAACAGACAUGGCGACGAUGACGGAGCCGCUCUGCCUAGAAAGAGGUAACUACACAGAAUAGCCUUUGUCAAUAGUACAACCCGGGCGGUACAUCGUACCACAAUCAGACGCAUAUUGAGAUAAACGCACUGGUGUUUUAUAGGACAUUUGUUGUGGGUGUAUUUAGAUGGAGUCCUAUUACGAACAUUGCGGAUUAGAGUCCGGUCGAAGCGUAGGCUAUAGUUGACGUUUGUAUAUAGGCUUAGCCUAACAUAACGUUGGUGUAUGUACUUUAUUAUUUGCAUUAUCAGUGUACAUAGUAGAUGCAUAGCAUAGCCCUAUCACAACCACGCUGAUGACACCUGGAGUUGUAUUGCCCAAUAGUGCACAUUUUUAAAUCACUCCUUUUAAUGGCCAAAAUGGGAGUGGGGGCUCUGGUUGAUUUGAGAUGGUGUGUCAUAGAACCCCCUAGUUCGGUCGAUUCAUGGGGGAUUCCCAUUGAAAUAUUUUAUUGAAUAAUGGUGCCACAAAGUAUUACAUUGUAGCUACAUCAUUCACCUGAUCUGUUGAUAAUACAUCUGUUUAAUAACCACUGUUAAAAUGAAACAACAUUUUUACAGUGACACUAUGAGUAACGUUAGUGUUCAUUUAAGGGCUACAAUAUGUAUUCCAGUGCUCUAAUGCUCUAAUAUAUAGACACUGUAAUAUAUUCCCAAAAGUGUUAAUUGUUUCAAUGUUUAGUCAUGAGACAUAUUGAGGAGCAUAUCACAGUGUGCAGAUUCCUCUCCUUUGUGGCCAUUCAUACAGUACAUGCACAAAGCCAUUGGAAGUAGGGGUAUGUAGAGCUACUGGGUAUGCAGGCUUUUGCUCCAACCGUGAUCAGGACUGAUUAGCCAUCGACCGUCGCACAGACCUUCUUAGGGGGGCAUAGAAAUGCCGGAGGCGGGCACAUUAUAUAGCCACGUACAUAUUUUAUAAAUUCCUCAAGCGGCGGGCUUUUUGGGGGCGGUGAGCCAUAGGGUUGAGCCAGAUCAGGUGUGUCAGAGCAGGGCUGAAGCGAAAGCCUGGACACCCAGUAGCUCUCCAGGGAAGGGGUAGUCUACCCUUUUUCAACUCACCUUCUCCUCCCUCCUCCUCGUUCCUCUCUAGAUGUGUGCAGGGUGAUAGAGCUGCUGGACCGGCUGCAGAGAAGCGGUGAGCUGCCUCCUCCCAAACUCCAGGCCUUGCAGAGAGUCCUGCAGAGCAAGUUCUGUGCUGCCAUCAGAGAGGUAGAUAUUAGGCUGCCUUACCCACUAUGUCUGAUCUAGAUACUAUUAGGAUUAUCCAUCAGCGGUAGGACAUGCUACCUAAACCUACCAUGUCUGAUCUAGAUACUAUAGGCUUUAUCCAUCAGCAGUAGGACAGGCUAACUAAACCUACCAUGUCUGAUCUAGAUACUAUAGGCUUUAUCCAUCAGCGGUAGGACAGGCUACCUAAACCUACCAUGUCUGAUCUAGAUACUAUAGGCUUUAUCCAUCAGCGGUAGGACAGGCUACCUAAACCUACCAUGUCUGAUCUAGAUACUAUAGGCUUUAUCCAUCAGCGGUAGGACAGGCUACCUAAACCUACCAUGUCUGAUCUAGGCUUAUCAUCAGGUGGACAGUACCUAAUACAUGUUGAUCUAGACUUAGGCUUUAUUCAUAGUGUAGAGGAUAAACCUACCAUCGUCUAGCUUUAUCUAUAUUGUUCCAUGGUUUUUAUAGAGUGUAUAUACAUGCAUACUUGGUACUGACAAAAAAAAGUUAUAUCAUGAUGGCGGGCGGCAGGUAGCUUAGUGGUUAAGAGCGUUGUACCAGUAACCGAAAGGUCGCUGGUUCUAAUCCCCAAGCCGACUAGGUGAAAAAUCUGUCGAUGUGCCCUUGAGCAAGGCACUUAACCCUAAUUGCUCCUGUAAGUCGCUCUGGAUAAGAGCGUCUGCUAAAUGACCAAUUUAUUUAUUUUUUAUAUUAGCUAUACAUAUAACUGUAUACGUAUUUACAUUAAAAGGUUUCAUAUUUACAGUGGUUACAACUAGGGCUGUUGCGGUGACCGUAUUACCGCCACACCGGCAGUCAUGAGUCAUGACCGCAGUAAAAUUCCACGUGACCGUUGAAUCACAGUAAUCUCCUCAUAUGCACCCUGGACAUGCUUUGGUAGUUCCCAACUUGCUAACUACCAUCUGGUCCUAAUGGCCUUGUAUUCAGGGCUCUAUUGUCCCUCUAACCCAGCGUUUCCCAAACUCGAUCCUUGGGACCCCAAGGGGUGCACGUUUAGGAUUUGGCCCUAACACUACACAGCUGAUUCAAAUGAUCAAAGUUUGAUGAUUUUAUUCAGCUAAAUUCAAAUAUAUUAUUUUUACUAUAAAAUCAUAUAAUAUAAAAUAAUGGCAGGGACUUAUAAGCAUAUCUUGUCUGCUAAAUUAACAAGCCUACAGCCUAUGGCAUGGAGCAUAGCCAGAUAACAUACAGUAGGCCAGAUAAUAUUCUGUUCUUCGGAAAUACAUUUUCUUCAUAUCAUAAUGUUUCUUUAGACCUGACUAAAAUGAAUAAUGGAUUUAUUGUGACGGUGUAUAUAAAUGGAUUUAUUAGACUUUUUUGAAAAUGUAGAUGUUCGAAAGGCGUGCAUCAGCGGCUUGUAUGCAGCUUGUAUGCAUGGAGGCCUGGAGAUGCUAAGUGUGUUUAUGUUAAUUGCCAGUUAAUUACUGUGAGAUCGGCAGACUUUUGCAUGACAAUAACCAGCUGACAAAAUGUAAUGACCGCCAAAGCCCUAGUUACAACAUGCAUGUUAGAUCAUUCUUAGGUACCAUACCACCUAUUAAAAGUCUAUAUUCAAAGUUUAUAUUUGAAAACCCUUACCCUGCACCCUAUAUUCAAUACUGUAACAUUGACAUACCCUGUGUAUCACACAAGUUAUACUCUUUGCUGCAUCUCCUACCUAGCUAGUAUGUCUGCCUGUAUGCUGUUACAGUACACUUUACUACAAUACACUUUACUACAAUACACUUCACUACAAUACACUUCACUACAAUAUACUUGUAUCACGUUUCAUACCUGUGACAUCAAGUACACUACAUAUCUCAGUCCACUCUCCACCUCACUUCUGUGUGGGUCACACCAGCUUGAUACAUCGUGUCAGGUUUCACUUAGUUUUAUGAAUUUACUUUUUUUAUCAUCUGUGUUUUAUACAUUUUAUAAUCUGUGUUUUUAUAAACAGGUGAAACUCAUUGAAGUGCGAAUGUCUCCAUGAUUUGGGUGUAUCUCGGUUUCCCUCAUGUUCUCUCCUCCUCUACUUUUUCCAACAGGUGUAUGAACAGCUCUAUGACACGCUUGACAUCGUGGGAGGGCCUGAGGUUCGUGCCCAGGCAACUGCCAAGGUAAUGACAACAAACAUUUAGCGCACAUACACACAUACAGAAACUGUACACUCCAGGAAAGAAUAAACAUCACAAAUCCCGUAACAGUCAUGUUAGCGCAAUGGCGUCCAACAUCUUGUUCAAUCUCACUUUCACCCUUUCCUCCAGGCCACGGUGGCUGCAUUUGCGGCCAGCGAGGGACAUGCCCACCCGCGGGUGGUGGAGCUGCCCAAGACAGAGGAGGGCCUGGGAUUCAACAUCAUGGGGGGCAAGGAGCAGAACUCCCCAAUCUACAUCUCCAGGGUCAUCCCCGGGGGGGUGGCAGACCGGCAGGGGGGGCUGAAGAGGGGCGACCAACUGCUGUCUGUCAAUGGAGUGGUAAGAGUCGGAUUGGGAGGAGGGAGUGGUGUGCGUGUGUGUAUGCUUACUCAUAUACACUAUAUAUACAAAAGUAUGUGGACAGCCCUUCACACCCGUUGCUGACAGAUGUAUAAAAUCGAGCACACAGCCAUGCGAUCUCCAUAGACAAACAUUGGCAGUAGAAUGGCCUUACUGAAGAGCUCAGUGACUUUCACCGUGGCACAGUCAUAGGAUGCCACCUUUCCAACAGGUCAUUUGGUGAAAUUUCUGCCCUGCUAGAGCUGCCCCGGUCAACUGUAAGUGUUGUUAUUGUGAAGUGGAAACGUCUAGGCGCAACAACGACUCAGCCGCAAAGUGGUAGGCCACACAAGCUCACAGAACGGGACUGCCGAGUGCUGAAGCGCGUAUCGCGUACAAAUAGUCUGUCCUCGGUUGCUACACUCACUACUGAGUUCCAAACUGCCUCUGGAAGCAAUGUCAGAACAAGAACUGAUCGUCGGGAGCUUCAUGAAAUGAGUUUCCAUGGCCGAGCAGCCGCACACAAGCCAAAGAUUACCAUGCGCAUUGCCAAGUGUCGGCUGGAGUGGUGUAAAGCUUGCCGACAUUGGACUCUGGAGGAGUGGAAAUGGGUUCUCUGGAGUAAUGAAUCACGCUUCACCAUCUGGCAGUCCGACAGACAAAUCUGGGCUUGGCGGAUGCCAGGACAACGCUACCUGCCCCAAUGCAUAGUGCCAACCGUAAAGUUUGGUGGAGGAGGAAUAAUAGACUGGGGCUGUUUUUCAAGGUUUAGGCCCCUUAAUUCCAGUGAAGGGAAAUCUUAACACUACAGCAUACAAUGACAUUCUAGAUGAUUCUGUGCUUCCAAAUUUGUGGCAACAGUUUGGGGAAGGCCCUUUCCUGUUUCAGCAUGACAAUGGCCCCGUGCACAAAGUGAGGUCCAUUAAGAAAUGGUUUGUCGAGAUCUGUGUGGAAGAACUUGACUGUUCUGCACGGAGCCCUGACUUCAACCCCAUCGAACACCUUUGGGAUGAAUUGGUACGCCGACUGAGAGCCAGGCCUAAUCGCCCAACAUCAGUGCCCGACCUCACUAAUGCUCUUGUGGCUGAAUGUCCCACAGCAAUGUUCCAACAUCUAGUGGAAAUCCUUCCCAGAAGAGUGGAGGCUGUUAUAGCAGCAAAGGGGGGACCAACUCCAUAUUAAUGACCAUGAUUUUGGAAUGAGAUGCUCGACGAGCAGGUGUCCACAUACUUUUGGUCGUGUGUGUGUGUAUGGCAUAUUAUUAUUAUUAUUUAUUAUUAUUGCAGAGUGUGGAGGGGGAGCACCAUGAGAAGGCAGUGGAGCUGCUAAAGGCUGCCCAGAGCUCAGUGAAACUAGUGGUCAGGUACACGCCCAAAGUGCUAGAAGAGAUGGAGGCCCGCUUUGAGAAGAUGAGGAGCGCCAGAAGACGCCAGCAGCACACAAGCUACUCGUGAGGGAACACACAAACACACAAACACACACACACACACACAAACAAGCACGUGAGCACGCUCACUCUCUCACACACAAACAGAAACAUACUUUUAAUAGCAAAGUAUGUUUUUCGUGUAAUUCUUUCUCUGUCUCUCUCGCUCUCUCUUUCUAUCAUUUUCCCUAACACAGGUCUCUGGAGUCCCGAGGCUAGCCACUCCCACCCUCAGUCAAGCCUGUUGGACCCGCCACCUUAGUUCUGCUCCAAUAGGAAGCCAGAUGAUGGAGAAGAAGGAAGAAACCAAAGUAGCCAACUUAGAUCUGUUAUUUAUAUAUGUUUGUGAAAUGUUCCAAAUGAUUAUCCCCCUCCUCUCCCUAACCCUAGCUCAUUCUCUAUCCUGUAUGUGAUUUUCUCUCCCAGUGUGAAACCUGCAUCCCAGCGUAUGGCAACCAUGUGUUUAGCGUAAGAACAGAGGAGAGUAAGCAUGGUGGAUGUAGUUUAAAUGCAUAGGUCUAUAUACUUUUCUACUCUAUAGUGAGAUGAUGUAUGUAUGUAUGUAUGUAUGUAUGUAUGUAUGUAUGUAUGUAUGUAUGUAUGUAUGUAUGUAUGUAUGUA
This is a messenger RNA of Coregonus sp. 'balchen', 6150 nucleotides long. Lineage: Eukaryota; Metazoa; Chordata; Actinopteri; Salmoniformes; Salmonidae. The record is from the annotation of a GenBank genome assembly.